Phytophthora nicotianae INRA-310 is the source of this 348-nucleotide messenger RNA. RefSeq lists its product as hypothetical. The record is from RefSeq and is a predicted model, not a curated record. Lineage: Eukaryota; Oomycota; Peronosporomycetes; Peronosporales; Peronosporaceae. The transcript has a single exon. Bases 1 to 348 code for a protein of 115 amino acids.
AUGACUAUGAUUACAACCCUCAUCGCUGGCGUCACCACCUCCGAAGCCAUCAAUCGUGCGACUCCAGACGCGACGACAGCUACACCCUACCUUCGGGUUGGAAAGGUUAGAAUCAAGGAUGGCAACCGGACGGGCGAAGUGGUUGUGGUAUUCCACGAUGGCUCCGAGAAAGCAACUAUCUCUGACGACGCGUACGCGAUGACUCAACUAGACACGGGGCAUUCGGCAGCAACUGAGGAGAGAGCGAUGCUAACUGGUUCUUGGGUGCGAGCACUCAAGAAUUUCAUAAAGAAUCCCGUUCUUUUCGCGAAGAUGUUCAGCGCCGCUCGGAAGGAGCGGUUCUUCUAG